Molecule: messenger RNA, 1986 nt
Organism: Acanthamoeba castellanii str. Neff
Lineage: Eukaryota; Discosea; Longamoebia; Acanthamoebidae
Product: Glycerol phosphate dehydrogenase 2, mitochondrial, putative
Exons: 18
Coding region: 1-1986 (661 amino acids)
Biological process (GO): glycerol-3-phosphate metabolic process
Cellular component (GO): mitochondrion; glycerol-3-phosphate dehydrogenase (FAD) complex
Molecular function (GO): calcium ion binding; glycerol-3-phosphate dehydrogenase (quinone) activity
Source: RefSeq, a predicted model, not a curated record
AUGUGGCGUCGAUUAAAGCGGGUCACGAUCUACGCCGGCGUAGGAAGUGCGGUGGCGGCUGGUGGCUUGCUGCUCUACGCCUCGUCGCCCUUUACUGGUGUGAACGCGUCGACCUCACUCACCGGCCCACGGAAAACGACGCUAAUCCCCGACUUCCCCGCACCUGCAACCACCUUGGCGAAGCUGCAGGAGGGAAAGGAGUUUGAUCUGCUGGUUGUGGGCGGUGGCGCCACCGGUGCGGGCAUUGCCCUGGAUGCGGCCACACGCGGCCUUAACAUCGCCCUCGUGGAGAAGUACGACUUCUCCUCCGGCACCUCCUCGCGCAGCACCAAGCUCGUCCACGGCGGAGUGCGUUAUCUCGAGAAGGCCAUCAAGAACCUGGACUACGAGCAGUACAAGAUGGUGAGAGAGGCGUUGCACGAGCGGGCCACGGUGCUCAAGGUCGCGCCGCACCUCUCCUAUCAAAUGCCCAUCAUGCUGCCCAUCUACAAGUGGUGGCAGGCACUGGAAAAGUUCCCUAUGCUGCGCUCCGACUCGCUCGUGGGCGCAAUGGUAUACUACGACGGCGCCCACAAUGACUCGCGGACCAACAUUGCUCUUGCAUUGACCGCCGCCACGUACGGGGCCACUGUGGCCAAUCACGUCGAGGUAGUCUCCCUUAUUCGGGCUAAGGUGACGGAUGAGAGCGGCAAGGAGAAGGAAGUCGUCUCCGGAGCAGUCGUCCGCGACACGCUCAGCGGGAAAACCUGGGAGGUGAAAGCCAAGGGAGUGAUCAAUGCCACUGGCCCCUUCACCGACGCAGUUCGCAAAAUGGAUGAGGGCGAUAAGUGCGAGAACUUGGUCAUCCCCAGUGCGGGUGUGCAUAUCGUACUUCCGGAUUACUACUCUCCCCGCGACAUGGGCCUUCUCGAUCCGGCCACAAGUGAUGGACGAGUGAUCUUCUUUUUGCCUUGGUCCGACACCUUGCUGCGCGUGAUGACCCCUCACAAAAUCGUCGUUGACAGGAAGGGAACACCAUCAGCGCCGAGGCCACUGGAGGAGGAAAUCUCGUUCAUCCUCAAAGAGGUGUCCAACUACCUCAACCAGGAUGUCACCGUGCGAAGAGGAGAUGUGUUGGCGGCGUGGAGCGGCAUCCGGCCGCUCGUCAAGGAUCCUACUAAACUGGGCAAGGCUGGCACCCAAGAGAUGGCUGAGGAAGCCGUUGACAAGGCGAUCGCUGAGUACGGCCUCAAGCCACGCAACAUCUGUGUGACUACAGAUGUGUACCUCCUUGGCGCUAGAGAUUGGACGCCGACCAUGUUCAUCAAGCUCAUCCAAAAUUACGGUAUCCAGCGCGAGGUUGCACAACACCUCGCCAGCACGUAUGGCGAUCGUGCCUUUGAGGUGGCUAAAGUGGCGACACCGACUGGCAAGCGGCCGCUGGCCGAGGGCUAUCCCUACCUCGAGGAGGAAGUCCGACACGCCGUGCACCACGAGUACGCCUGCACGGCAGAGGACGUACUGGCGCGUCGCACGCGUCUGGCGUUUUUGAAUGCCAACGUGGCUUUGGAUGUCUUGCCGCGCGUGAUUGACAUCAUGGCCGAAGAGCUCCGCUGGGACGACGCCAGGAAGAAGCACGAGUACGAAAACACCAAGAAGUUCCUGCGUACCAUGGGCCUGGAAGACAUCAACUCGCGCGGCGUUUUCAACAACAUGGACAUCCUCCACUACCGAGAAUGCUUUGAUGCCAUCGAUACUGAGCACAAGGGCCACAUCUCCAAGCAAAAGCUCAAGGAAUUCGUCAAAUCGGAGAAGAAGGAUAUGCGAGACACGGAAAUCGAUGCACGGCUUGACUACAUCGACGAGAACAAGGAUGGUGUGAUCGAGUUCAACGAGUUCCUUGAGUUGAUGGCGGCCAUUGACACGCACGAGGAACGCGACAAGUACCGCCGCGCCCGGUCGAUGGAACGCAAGAUCCCCACCCACCGAUCUGCUGGCGGCUUGUGA